Molecule: messenger RNA, 1744 nt
Organism: Fonticula alba
Lineage: Eukaryota; Rotosphaerida; Fonticulaceae
Product: glutamate dehydrogenase (NADP+)
Exons: 2
Coding region: 151-1668 (505 amino acids)
Biological process (GO): L-glutamate catabolic process
Cellular component (GO): mitochondrion
Molecular function (GO): L-glutamate dehydrogenase (NAD+) activity
Source: RefSeq, a predicted model, not a curated record
GCGCCCGGGCGCCCGGGCUUCGCCCUCUCCUGCCCCCGGCAGUCAAGAGGCCCCCCGUCACCGGGAACUGGCUGCGCCGGUCCCGGCAGCGACCCUGUAUUGUUGUUGUAGUAGUCCUCGCAACAGGCUCGUUCCUCCCCACCCUUCAAGAUGUUCUCCCUUGUCGCCAAGACCACUGCCCCGUCCGUCGCCCCGCGCGCGGCCUUCAUCGCCUCGCGCCUGAUGUCCUCGGCCGCGGCCAGCUCCCCCCAGCCGGAGGGCGAGCCCCGCUUCCUGGAGAUGGUCAAGCUGAACUUCGACCGCGCCGCCGCCCUGACCAAGUACUCUGACGACCUGCUCGAUGUUGUCAAGCAGUGCAACAGCGUCAUCCGCUUCUCCUUCCCCAUCCGCCGCGAUGAUGGCACCAUCGAGUCCAUCCACGGCUACCGCGCCCAGCACUCCCACCACCGCGUCCCCUGCAAGGGUGGUAUCCGCUACGCCGAUGAGGUCAACCUCCAGGAGGUCGAGGCCCUGGCCGGUCUGAUGACCUACAAGUGCGCCGUCGCCGCCAUCCCCUUCGGCGGUGCCAAGGGUGGUGUCCGCAUCGACCCGAAGAAGUACUCCGUCGCCGAGCUCGAGCGCAUCACUCGUCGCUUCACCAUGGAGCUGGCCAAGAAGGGCUUCAUCGGCCCCGGCAUUGAUGUCCCGGCCCCGGACAUGGGUACCGGCCAGCGCGAGAUGGGCUGGAUCAAGGACACCUACCAGAUGCUCUUCGGCAACAACGACAUCAACUCCCUCGGUGUCGUCACCGGCAAGCCCCUCUCCCAGGGUGGUAUCUGCGGCCGCGCUGAGGCCACCGGUCUCGGUGUCUUCUACGGUGUCGUGGAGUUCCUCAACAACCCCCAGAUGCUGGAGAAGGUUGGCCUCACCCGCCCCGGCCUCAAGGACCUGACCUUCGCCGUUCAGGGUCUCGGCAACGUCGGCUUCAGCGCCGCCAAGUUCUUCACCCAGGCCGGCGCCAAGUGCGUGUCCGUCGUCGAGUACAACUCCGCCGUCUACAACGAGAACGGCCUCGAUGUCGAGGCCCUCAAGCAGUACAUGAGCCAGAAGGGCACCCUCGAGGGCUUCCCCGGCGCCACCAAGAGCUUCGCCUCCAACCCCAAGGAGGGUCUCGAGGUCGAGUGCGACUUCCUGGUCCCCGCCGCCCUGGAGUGCCAGCUAAACAUGCACAACGCCGCCAACAUCAAGUGCCGCUUCAUCGCCGAGGCCGCCAACGGCCCGACCACCCCGGCCGCCGAUGAGAUCUUCGCCAAGAAGGGCAUCGUCGUCAUCCCCGACAUCAUGCUCAACGCCGGUGGUGUCACCGUCUCCUACUUCGAGUGGCUCAAGAACCUGAGCCACGUCCGCUUCGGCCGCCUCACCCGCAAGUGGGAGGAGCGCUCCAAGCGCGACCUGGUCGACCUGAUCACCAACACCGCCGGCAUCAACCCGAUCGAGUCCUCCAAGGUCUUCGACGGCCCCUCCGAGCUGGACAUCGUCUACUCCGGCCUCGAGGAGACCAUGGUCACCUCCAUCAACGACAUCAUCAACGUCUCCAACGAGCUUGGCUGCUCUCUGCGUGACGCCGCCUACGUCCUGGCCAUCCGCCGCAUCAUGGUUGUCCACCAGGAGGCCGGUAUCACCAUCUAAGCGCGUGGUGUGUUGUCCAUGCGUGCGUGCGCGUGUGCAUGCCUGCGCCCUCCUCUCUCUCUCUCUCUCUCUUUCC